This is a messenger RNA of Anolis carolinensis (green anole), 1479 nucleotides long. It is a transcript of the gene myf6, whose product is annotated as myogenic factor 6. Gene Ontology annotation, biological process: positive regulation of myoblast differentiation; positive regulation of skeletal muscle fiber development; regulation of transcription by RNA polymerase II. The transcript has 3 exons. The coding region runs from base 380 to 1186 and encodes 268 amino acids. Gene Ontology annotation, molecular function: protein dimerization activity; DNA-binding transcription factor activity, RNA polymerase II-specific; RNA polymerase II cis-regulatory region sequence-specific DNA binding. The record is from RefSeq and is a predicted model, not a curated record. Lineage: Eukaryota; Metazoa; Chordata; Lepidosauria; Squamata; Anolidae.
GGGCGAAGCGAGCUGGGGCUUGUCUUCCCCUUGGAAAUGUGUGUGUGGGGCUGGUCGGGGGAUGAUGGGCCUCGGAGUGCGUGGAGCCCAGGCCGAAGGGCGCGGGGAGCCUGGCUGGCUGGCUGGAGGGGGAUGCGACGUCGCGACAGCUCCAGAGCGGGAUAGAGUUUCAGCGGCUACUAUAUAUAAAGCGGGCCGGGCCCCCUUAUGUCACCGCGCUAAUUAAAUUCCGUCGGGCGGCUCUUCUGCUUCUCUUCCCGACUCUUUUCUUUCUCUCUCUUUUGGGGAACCGCUGCUCCUCUGCUCCUCGGUCUCUGUCUCCUUCUCGGGGGCUUCUUUGGGGAGACCCUCGCUCGCCCCCCCCCCCCCCAGGCGCAGCAUGAUGAUGGACCUCUUUGAAACCGGCUCCUAUUUCUUCUACUUGGACGGGGAGAAUGGCGCCUUGCAGCAGCUGGACGUGGCCGGGGAGGGCUCUCCGCUCUACCCGGGCAGCGAAGGCACCCUCUCGCCGUCCUCCUGCCAGGACCCCCUGGGCGCCGAGGCCGGGAUCGGGGAAGGGGGAGGCCGGGGCAGCGAGGGGAGCAGCCCCGCCGGGGAGGCGCACGUCCUGGCCCCGCCGUGCCUGCAGGCGCCCCACGGGCCGGGCCAGUGCCUGGUCUGGGCCUGCAAGACCUGCAAGCGCAAGUCCGCGCCCACCGACCGCCGCAAGGCCGCCACGCUGCGGGAGCGCCGCCGCCUCAAGAAGAUCAACGAGGCCUUCGAGGCGCUCAAGCGGCGCACCGUGGCCAACCCCAACCAGCGCCUGCCCAAGGUCGAGAUCCUCCGCAGCGCCAUCAGCUACAUCGAGCGCCUCCAGGAGCUCCUCCACCGCCUCGACCAGCAGCAGCAGCAGGACAAGAGCCAGGAGGCGCUCCUCACCAACGGAGCAGCAGCAGGAGGGAGCGUCCAGGCCUUCGCCUUCAGCCCCAAGGCGGGGAAUAUGCCAUCAGCACCUGACUUCCUGAGUCCCUGGCCCAGUGGGGCAGAGCAUCACCGGGCCUUGACCAAUGGACCCACCUCCAAAGAAGGGCUUUCCCUCCUGGACUCCUCCGCCUCCAGCAGCCUCCGCUGCCUCUCCUCCAUCGUGGACAGCAUCUCCUCGGAAGAUCACAAAGUCCCCAACGGGGAGGAAGUGGCGGAGAAGUAGGAAGCCGGUCGUAUUUUUGGAAACUGGACGGUGUGCAAGGGACUGUCGAUCCCCUUCGCCCUUUCCACUAAAUCGCGAAUUAAUUUAAUCUCCUGGAAACCCUAGAAGGGAGCCGGGCAGGCGUUUGGUGACAAGGCGCUCGCAGCUGAACAAAUAAAAAAGGCAUCUUCUUGAAAGGGAAACCCGCCCUUCAGUCGAGGGUACGGUCCCGCUUCGCCCCCCGGGCAUUGGGAUUCAAACCUCAAGUUGCCCUUCCCUUCCUCUCCUUUGCAAAUUAAUAUAUUUUGAUCUCG